AUGGAGUUCUUAGUAUCCAAAGGAGAUUAUAUUAGAUAUUUGAAAAGAUCUUUAUUGCUAGUUUUAAUAUGUGUAAUAGUUCUUGUGUGCACUGAUCAGGACUUCUAUAGUUUGCUUGGAGUAUCCAAAGAAGCAAGUAGUAGAGAAAUACGACAAGCAUUCAAAAAACUGGCAUUAAAGUUGCACCCUGAUAAAAAUCAGAAUGAUCCAAAUGCACAUGAAAAUUUUUUGAAAAUAAAUAGAGCCUAUGAAGUACUUAAAGAUGAAGAUCUGCGAAAGAAGUAUGAUAAAUAUGGAGAGAAAGGUCUUGAAGAUCAGCAGCAAGGAGGUCGUUAUGAAAGCUGGCACUUUUAUCGCUAUGAUUUCGGUAUUUAUGAUGAUGAUCCUGAAAUUAUAACAUUGGAUAGAGGAGAAUUUGAUGCUGCUGUUAACUCAGGAGAACUGUGGUUUGUGAAUUUUUAUUCUCCUCGAUGCUCCCACUGCCAUGAGUUAGCACCUACGUGGAGGGAGUUUGCCAAGGAGAUGGAUGGAGUAAUACGCAUUGGAGCUGUCAACUGUGGAGAUAAUAGAAUGCUUUGUCGAAUUAAAGGGAUUAACAGUUAUCCCAGUCUGUAUAUUUUCAAAACUGGAAUGCAACCAGUGAAAUAUUAUGGAGACAGAUCAAAAGAGAGCUUAAAGAACUUUGCCAUGCAAUAUGUUAUAAGCACAGUCACUGAGUUAUGGGCAGGUAAUACUAAUGCAAAUUGUUUCAUUUGAAACUUUGUUAAUGCCAUUGAAACUUCAUUUGCUUCUGGCACUGGUUGGCUGAUCACCUUCUGUGCUGAACGUGGGGAUUGCUUGAGUUUCCAAACGCGCCUUAAGCUAGCUGGCAUGUUGGAAGGUCUUGUUAAUGUAGGCUGGAUGGACUGUGGCACCCAGGGUGAGCUUUGUGAUAAUUUAGAUAUCUCAUCUAGUACUACAGCAUACUUUCCACCUGGAGCAACCAUAAAUAACAAAGAGAAAGGAGGCGUUUUGUUUCUUAACUCUUUGGAUGCCAGAGAAAUAUAUCAGGAAGUAAUGCAGCAUCUGCCAGACUUUGAAAUUAUCUCUGCAGCAUCAUUAGAGGACCGUCUAGCUCAUCACCGAUGGCUGCUUUUCUUCCAGUUUGGGGAGAGUGAUAAAUCAAAUGUACAGGAAUUUAAGAAACUCAAAUUUUUACUUAGAGAUGAACACAUUCAGGUUGGCAAGUUUGACUGUCUUUCCUCACCAACCAUCUGCAACAAACUGUAUGUCUAUCAGCCUUGUUUAGCAGUCUUCAAAGGAAAAGGAACUGGAGAUUAUGAAAUUCAUCAUGGAAAGAAGAUCUUAUAUGACAUUGUUGCAUUUGCCAAAGAAAGUGUCAGCUCUCAUGUUAUCACACUGGGACCUCAGAAUUUUCCUGACAAAGAAAAGGAACCAUGGCUUGUGGAUUUCUUUGCACCGUGGUGUCCUCCUUGUCGAGCUUUGUUACCAGAGCUGAGAAAAGCAUCAAAACAUCUUUAUGGUCAGCUUAAAUUUGGAACACUAGACUGUACUGUCCAUGAAGGGCUUUGCAACAUGCAUAACAUUCGAGCUUAUCCAACAACAGUUGUGUUCAAUCAGUCUGAUGUUCAUGAAUAUGAAGGACAUCACUCUGCUGAGCAGAUCUUGGAGUUUAUAGAGGAUCUUAGGAAUCCGUCGGUGGUCUCCCUAACACCAGAGACAUUUGUUGAAUUAGUUCAGAGAAGAAAACGAGAGGAAAUCUGGAUGGUUGACUUUUACGCUCCAUGGUGUGGACCCUGUCAGGCUUUAAUGCCAGAAUGGAAAAAAAUGGCCAGGAUGUUAAAUGGACUAAUCAGCGUAGGCAGUGUGGAUUGUCAAAAAUAUUAUUCUUUCUGUCACCAAGAAAGUGUUCGGGGAUAUCCUGAAAUAAGACUCUUUCCUCGAAAAUCAAACACAGCUCAUCAAUAUUAUAGCUACAAUGGAUGGCACAGAGAUUCAUAUUCACUGAGAGGCUGGGCAUUGGGGUAUUUACCACAAGUGUCUGUAGACCUGACGCCUCAGAGUUUCACAGAAAAAGUUCUGAAUGGAAAAGAUCACUGGGUCAUUGAUUUUUAUGCUCCUUGGUGUGGACCUUGCCAAAAUUUUGCUCCUGAAUUUGAGAUCCUUGCAAGGACCAUGAAAGGAAAAGUAAAAGCUGGAAAAGUAGACUGUCAGACAUACGCUCAGACCUGUCAAACUGCCGAUAUCAGAGCCUACCCUACUGUUAAGUUUUACCCCUACCAAGGAACAAAGAAAAAUGCUCUCGGCGAAUAUAUAGACAGCAGAGAUGCAAAAGGUAUUGCUGACCUUUUGAAUGAAAAAUUAGAAGCAAUUCAAAAUAAAGGCAAAAGGAAAAAAUCUAGAAAUAAGGAUGAACUCUAAGUGAUAGUGGAGGUAGAUACAAUUCAAAAUAUUCUGAAGCUGUGACUAUAGAAGACACCAUGAAGAAAAUAUAAGGCUGACUACAUUCAUGAGAGGACAAAAGAGAUGAAAACUAGUUUGAGUUCACAGGCAUACAUGACUAUGAAUUCUGUUUAAACUGUGGGGACAUGAAAGCAUUUUGGUGGAGGAUUCAGUGUUUCUGCAAGUGAAUUCUGCAUGUCCCUCUUCUGAUACACCAACUACCUUCUUCCUAGUGAAACGUGGGAAUUGACCAGAAAUUGGACUGUAUCACUUUUGCCUACCCAUUAACUAGUUCCUUCUAUUUUUCUGUCUCUUUUCAAACACUUUUUGAAUGUGGCACUCAGCCUAUGGCUGAAUACGCAAUCAAACCACUCUGCAAUGCAGAAACACACUGAGGGAUUGUCUAUUUGAAAGACAAACAGUUUUACCUGAUGAUUAUUCUGCUUUGAGGUUACAUUAUUGUCUGGUCA
Antrostomus carolinensis (chuck-will's-widow) is the source of this 2912-nucleotide messenger RNA. It is a transcript of the gene DNAJC10, whose product is annotated as DnaJ heat shock protein family (Hsp40) member C10. Lineage: Eukaryota; Metazoa; Chordata; Aves; Caprimulgiformes; Caprimulgidae. The transcript has 22 exons. The record is from RefSeq and is a predicted model, not a curated record. Gene Ontology annotation, biological process: IRE1-mediated unfolded protein response; protein folding in endoplasmic reticulum. Gene Ontology annotation, cellular component: endoplasmic reticulum lumen; endoplasmic reticulum. Gene Ontology annotation, molecular function: oxidoreductase activity, acting on a sulfur group of donors, disulfide as acceptor; misfolded protein binding; protein-disulfide reductase activity.